AUGUUACCGGAAUACCUCUUCGAUAAUAUUACCGAAUACUUCGAUUUCCUUGCUAGGUACAAUCCCGAUGCCUUGGACGAUGCUGAUAAGGACAUCGUAAUUACUUUCGUGGUCACGUUCCUCUCGCCUAAUUACGUCAACAACCCAUUCUUAAAGGCCAAGCUUGUUUCGAUACUUUCUUACGGUCUUUGGCCUAUGGGCUACUGGCGUAAAGGGGCUUUGUUCGAUCGACUGAGUGUUCACAGCUUGUCUACCGAAUACCUGAUGCCCACAUUGAUCAGGUUCUUCAUUGCAACGGGGGGACAUACUCAAUUCUGGGACAAAUUCAACUUUAGACGGGAUAUACAGCGUAUUUUCAAGUCUAUGUGGGAGAAUCCUCUUCAUCGAGAGGCCUUUGUCAAGACAAGACAUGACGAUUUCGACCAGUUCAUCCGAUUCGUUAACAUGCUUAUGAGUGACACUACCUUCCAUCUCGAGGAAUCUCUCACCGGAAUGGCCAAAAUUGCGUCUAUCCAGACCCAGCAGGCGAACAGUGAGGCAUGGGCGGCACAACCUCAGAACGAAAGGGAAGAUCAGGAGAGUCAGCUUCGACAGGCUGAGAGCUCUGCUCCGUUCCAUACUCAAAUGGGUCUUGAGAAUGUCAAGUUGAUCAGGGAUAUCACUGCGACGACCAAGGAGCCAUUUGUCACCUCAGAGAUUGUUGAUCGAUUGGCCGCUUCCCUUGACGAGAACCUCGCCGUUUUGGUGGGACCGAAGAUGUCCGAAUUGAAGGUUACAAAUCCCGAGAAAUACUCAUUUAAACCGAAGGAUUUGCUUGCUGCAAUCGCUCAGAUCUAUCUCAACUUAGGAAAUGAACCAGAGUUCAUACGAGCGGUAGCCAACGAUGGUCGAAGUUAUUCCAAGGAGUUGUUCGAGAAGUUCGCACGAUUGUUGAAGCACCGAGCUAUCAUGACUGAUGCUGAGGUUGCCGAGGUGGUCAGCUUUACGCAGAAGGUAGAGGAUAUGAAAGCCACUAUCCAGAUGGAGGAUGAGAGAGAGGUUCCAGAUGAGUUCCUUGACCCCUUGUUAUCAACUCUCAUGAAAGACCCAGUCAUCUUGCCUGUAUCUCGUGUUGUGAUUGAUCGAGGUACCAUCCGAACUGUCCUGCUUUCCAAGGAAGUGGACCCUUUCAACAAUGUACCUCUGAAAUACGAGGAUUGUAAACCUGAUACCGAACUCAAAGCUAAGAUCGAUGCUUGGCUGGCCGAAGGUAACACCCAAAAGGCAGCUGAUGUCAUGCAUGUGGAUCAAUUGUAG
Molecule: messenger RNA, 1296 nt
Organism: Kwoniella mangroviensis CBS 8507
Lineage: Eukaryota; Fungi; Basidiomycota; Tremellomycetes; Tremellales; Cryptococcaceae
Exons: 11
Coding region: 1-1296 (431 amino acids)
Biological process (GO): protein polyubiquitination
Cellular component (GO): cytoplasm; nucleus; ubiquitin ligase complex
Molecular function (GO): ubiquitin-ubiquitin ligase activity
Source: RefSeq, a predicted model, not a curated record